CUGGUCUCCUGAACUCCCUUUCUUUUAAUGUAGAGGGUUUUCUUGUGGACAUCAAUCAACUUCUUUGUUAUUUUGUCACUGAAGCCACACGGAGACGAGAGCAGCAGCUAUGAGUUUAACAGCGAGUGGAUUUGUUGUCUUCCUUCUCUCUAUGCCAGUGGGUGGUACUGGGGUUUGGCUCAUCAUGCAUAUUAAUCGUCUAAAGAGGAAGUCAAUCUAUUCUCUUAACAUCCUGAUAUCCGUCUUCUGCUCAUUGGUGACAGAGGAGAGGCAUCUUUCAACACAUGGUUCCUCCUUCACUUCUCACAGAGAUGAGAGGAGCAGCUAUGAGUCUAACUGCAGCAGCGAGUGGAUUAGUCGUCUUCCUGCUCUCUGUGUCAGUGGUUCAGGGAGUGCAUGACUGGGGAGUGAGUUACUCUCCUACUGAGAUCUGUGCAGCGAAAGGAUCAACAGUGGAGAUAAGAUGCAACUUCACAUACCCAUCUACAUGGAGAGGCAGUGUUAACACAGUGGAGAAAACAUUCUGGUUCACUAAAUGGAAAGAUGGUGUACAUGUAGAUCUGACCACAGUCUCAGAGUAUGCAGGUCGUGUAGAGGAUCUCUGUGAAAACAACACCUGCACUCUGAGAAUCAGAAACCUGACAGAGAGCGACUCAGCUGAGUACAAGUUCAAGUUUGAAACAAACCAAGGAGGAAAAUAUAGUGGUUCACCUGGAGUCACUUUGUCCGUCUCAAAUCUCCAGGUCACAUCAGGUACAAACAGACUGUAUUGUCAGAGCAGUUGUCAUCAAUAUUCUUAUCCUUCCUACAUCUGGUACAAGAACGGACAAAGUAUUCAGGGAGAAACAGCUGAUUAUACAAGCAACCCGAACAAUGCAGACAGUUAUUCCUGUGCUUUGAAGGGAUAUGAGGACUUUCCCUCUCCUCCAGUGUAUGCUCCAAAGCCUCCCUCUGUGUCAGUGAGUCCCUCUGCUGAGAUAGAGGAGGGCAGUUCAGUGACUCUGACCUGUAGCAGUGAUGCUAACCCAGCAGCUAGCUACACCUGGUACAAGAAGAAUGGAAAUCAGAAACGUCCUCCUCUCACUACAGAACCACAGCUUGUCUUCAGCUCCAUCCAGUCCUCUGACUCUGGACAGUAUUUCUGUAAAGCUGAGAACGAGCUGGGGAAGAUCACAUCAAAAGUGAACUCUGUUGAUGUGAAAUAUCCUCCAAAGCUUCCCUCUGUGUCAGUGAGUCCCUCUGCUGAGAUAGAGGAGGGCAGUUCAGUGACUCUGACCUGUAGCAGUGAUGCUAACCCAGCAGCUAACUACACCUGGUACAAGGAGGAUGAAGACUCUCCAAAAGCUUCAGGACAGAUCUUCACCAUCACUGACUUCAGAGCUGAACACAGUGGGAGUUAUUCCUGUGGAGCCCAGAACAAGUUAGGACGUAGUAACUCCACCUUUCAUCUGAGUGUUGUGGCAGGGAGUUCAACAAUGAUAGUGAAUAUCAUCAGGAUGACUCUGGGGGUCUUGAUGCUGAUUCCUGUGUUUCUCCUGGGUCUGUGGACGAGGAAGAAGAAAGCUCUGAGGUCCACCACUGAAGCAUGUGAACCUGUAGAGAUAGAGUUGGACUCUAUUCCUGAGUAUGAGAACGUCUCACACACUGCAGCACAGACAGAAGACAGAGAGUAGCAGGAAGACCUGGUGUGAAGUCCAGUCAGGUUAGAGCCUCCUGCAUCAGAUCAAACAGGCCCACUCCACAUUUAGAGUCACAGUUCCAGCUGUAACUUUACACAAAGUUUCUGUGAUUUUCUUCAGACGCUCACCUGAUGGAAACAAAGAAGAACGACGUUGUAUAUAUUCACCUUCAACUCCCAACAUUUUUUAUUGUCAGUUUCCAGUAGCAGCAGCUUGUAGGUUUAGAAGAAUGUGAAGUGAAUCAUGUCGAGGUGUCGAACAUGAUGUAGUGUUAAGAUCAGCUGAUGGUCAUGUGCUCUAACGUGCUGAUUUAACUAUACAUGCUUAUAUGUUAUAUGUACAUUUGUUGAUAUUACAAAAGUCUAGGAUAAGUCUUUGCAAAUUGUUGCUUUUAAAUUCAACAUAAUGAAUUAUUUUUAAAUAUCUUGGUUUGUAGCUGUCCUGCCUGAGAGAGACCUCAAAGCAUCACAUUUGACUCCAUGUACAGUUGAAUGAAAAGUAAGCUCACUAGUAGAAAACCUUGAUGUUACAUUUUCCAAGUGUUAGUGUGUAAGACUCAAAUCAACAGCAGGCUUCUACAACAAGUUAAGGACAAAGCUCGUGUUCAGAAAUUCAGUUUUUCUGAAUUGCUUACUGAUUAGCUAAAAUCUAAUAAAUCUUGCUUUUGUUUUUCUCCCAAAUUCUCACUAUGUGGUGAUAACUCUCUGUACAGCCUGGGCAUUUCUACUUUCAGAUCAGGCAGAAACACGCCUGAGAUUAAAUUCCCGUACUGUACACUAAGAGAACAAAAGCUCUCCUAACUGGCUCGCCAAAUAAUGUCGGAGAUGGAAAUCAUAUUUGGGCCAGAUUAUGAACACAAAGCUCCUUACCAACAUGUUUUUAAAUUUAGUUUUCACAGGUUCAAAAAAGUUCUGAGUUCUGAGUUUGAUGUAUAGAGAUGUAUUCGUCCAGAGUCUGGGACAAAGACUGAUAUCCAAAGCAUAAUAAAGAGCAUUUAUAUAAGAA
This is a messenger RNA of Trematomus bernacchii (emerald rockcod), 2684 nucleotides long. RefSeq names its product B-cell receptor CD22-like. Lineage: Eukaryota; Metazoa; Chordata; Actinopteri; Perciformes; Nototheniidae. The transcript has 10 exons. The record is from RefSeq and is a predicted model, not a curated record. The coding region runs from base 285 to 1673 and encodes 462 amino acids.